Messenger RNA from Cryptomeria japonica (Japanese cedar), 874 nucleotides. RefSeq names its product probable WRKY transcription factor 51. The record is from RefSeq and is a predicted model, not a curated record. NCBI's taxonomy places the organism in Eukaryota, Viridiplantae, Streptophyta, Pinopsida, Cupressales, Cupressaceae. The transcript has 3 exons. Bases 36 to 809 code for a protein of 257 amino acids. Gene Ontology annotation, molecular function: sequence-specific DNA binding; DNA-binding transcription factor activity. Gene Ontology annotation, biological process: regulation of DNA-templated transcription.
UAUGUUUUUUUCACUAUAUCGUUCUCACUUACCCUAUGGAUUUCUUGGCAUAUUCUCAAAAUCUCCACUACGGUGAUCUUCUAUCCAAUUUCCUUUGCCCUGAUGAGAGUUUGGAUUUCUUGAAUUGGGAUCCUUUUAUGGCCAUGAGCCCUAAUGAGAAUGUACUGACUGAUUUUAAUCCUCAACUAUGGGACAUGGAACAAUCUUGGGCUCCUUUCCUUGCAGACAGAGCACCCAAAACCAAUAAGAAAGAAGAAAUAUCAGAAGAGGGUAACCAUUCCCCUGGCCCACUGGUGGCACCGUCUGUGGGCAGUACUGACUCUGCCAUGAAAGAACAACAAUCAGAGAUUCUAUGUGGGGAAGAUCAUAGUGGCAGCAACAGAUCUUCUGGGGGAGAGAUUGUUGAGAGCAAGAAGAGGAGAAAGAGGAAGAGGAAUAAAAGCACGGAAAGGAUGCCCAAGAUUGCUUUCAGGACCAGAACCGACGUUGAUGUAUUGGAGGAUGGCUACAAAUGGCGCAAAUAUGGAAAGAAAAGCAUUAAAAACAACCCUCAUCUUAGAAGUUACUACAAGUGCUCUGAAAGCAAUUGUUGCGUGAAGAAGAAGGUAGAGCGAGAUCCCAUUGAUGCGGAAGUUCUAAUAACCACAUACGAAGGAAAACAUAACCAUGAAAGCCCCUACCCAACGGAGAUCUUCUGUGUUGUAGAUCCAACCAUUGUUCAGCAAUUCAGUUCUUACCGUAUGAUAGUUCUUCCGAAUCAGAGCUUAUGCUCUUCCAUACUACCUGCUCGCCAUGUUUUAUACCAAUAGGGAUUGGACCACAUUGCAAUUGAAUGGCUUAUUGCUUAAGCUACUUUCUGUAUUCUCGGUGUAUG